UUAUGUCUGAACAAUUUUCACAUUUGAGCUGCGAAGAACUUCGUAUUCCAUGUGGUCCAAUUGGAACAACAACUCGUAAAGUUUAUGAGAAGAGACUGGAGAAAAAAUUGGCGGACGACAGGAAAAAUCAAGUUAAUACUAGUCGAUCAUCGAAUCGCGAGAAUGUAGGAAGUUCUUCGGCAAGUUUGCGAAGUGUUCCACGGAGAAGGAGUUUUGAGGCGCCGGGUCGUGAGAAUGUCUUUAAUUCUUCAAUAUCCGCGCGUCAUGUUUCUCAGCAAAGUUUUGUAGCGCCGAAUCGCGAGCAUAGCUUCAGUUCCUCAAUUUCCUCACAAAACGUUUCUCGAAAGAGCUUUGAGGGGGGUCGUUUUUUAGAUGAUGAAGAGGAUGAUCAUAUGGAGUCUUCACGCAUUGUUUCACCGCAAAGACGAUUUACUGGAGGCAGGAAUGUUGUCAAUAAAAAAAUUUCGCCAAUCGAGAAAUUUAAGACUGCUUGGAGUUAUUUUUCUCGUUCUGUUGGGACUUCUACGCCGUGUAGUGAUUACAAUUAUCACAAUAAAUAUCCAACAAACAAGUAUCGACGUUCUGAUAAUUAUGCUAAUUUUUCUGAUGUCGGGACUAAACCUUCAUUUAAUUUUUCAACUAUUUCGGACCAUUCAAGAUGGAUUGUUUUAGCGGCUGUUGGAGUCCUUGUAACAAUCUUUUCAACUUAUAUUUAUAAAGUUCACACAGAAACUUUACAUUCAACUUUUGUUUCUGUCAAAGAUUUUUUCGUUUUUGCAUUUGGUUAUGCCUUUUUCCCUAUUAUGUACUUUUGUGGUGCCGUUCUUCUCUUUCUUUUCUUUUACAAAGUGUUUUACUGGCGCAAAAAUCGAAAAAUCCAACAUCAGGAAGCAAUUAUUCGACUUGUUGAAAGAAUUACAGAUCUUAUUUAUGAUUCAGGAUAUGCUGGAAUAGCAGAACCACAUGUUCGGGAUAUGUUGAUGCCUCCGACAAAACGAUCAAAUGAAGAUUAUGCCCUUUGGUUAGAAGCUGCUCGAUUUAUUAAUAAUGAAGAUUCUCGUGUUAGAACAGAAAUUCGUUUAAUUAACGGAACAGAAUGUAAUGUUUGGAUUUGGAUUGGUGCUGGAAAACAACGUUGGCAGGGAACUGGUCGGUAA
Messenger RNA from Meloidogyne enterolobii, 1157 nucleotides. The record is from the annotation of a GenBank genome assembly. NCBI's taxonomy places the organism in Eukaryota, Metazoa, Nematoda, Chromadorea, Rhabditida, Meloidogynidae.